This is a messenger RNA of Iphiclides podalirius (scarce swallowtail), 384 nucleotides long. The record is from the annotation of a GenBank genome assembly. Lineage: Eukaryota; Metazoa; Arthropoda; Insecta; Lepidoptera; Papilionidae.
AUGGAAGCCGCACCUCCAUACAAGACAGUUAUCACGCGCCGGCAAACAAAAAUCAACUUAUUUGUAAGCACAACUAAGUCUACAUUCCUAAACAGCCUCGCGAACGGCACGUCAUUAGCGAGUAACGACUCGCAGGGUUCGAAGUUGGCCCGUAAAUUCGGAUCGAGCGCGUGCGGAACGAGUAACGUGGCGCGUUGGAACUUUUAUAAACGUCACCCCCCAUCCCCCAAACGGGCGAAACUCGAAGUUUUUUACGCGGCUAAUAAAUCUCGAUGGCGGGAAAUGAGUGCGGCGGGGGUCCCCCCACCGCCUUCCCCAACGGACCCGUCGGAGUGGAAGCUGCCUGUCCCUCAAAGCCUCGGGGUCUGCGAUAUGGCUUCGCUC